Molecule: messenger RNA, 1179 nt
Organism: Arabidopsis arenosa
Lineage: Eukaryota; Viridiplantae; Streptophyta; Magnoliopsida; Brassicales; Brassicaceae
Source: the annotation of a GenBank genome assembly
GACAUAUAGAAGCAAUAAAAAAGCCCUCUUUGAUUAGGGUUUUGUGUCAAGAGGAGCUUAAGAAUCUUGGAGAGCUUUUAGUGACCUAAAUCUUACAAGAUGUCUUGGGUUCGAUUCAAAAUUGAGCAAAAAGAUGGGAACUUUGCGUACCCACCACCGUUUUUCAAAGACCCAAUUCUCUCUCCGCCGUCAACUCCGCCACCGUCGUCCGGUAACAGAAUCAGUCCGGCGGUUUUGUUUGUAAUUGUGAUACUAGCUGUCUUGUCUAAUAGAUUCCCUGAGAUCUCAACUACUGAUGCUCUUCAAAGACAGCUUCAACAGCUUUUUCAUUUGAAUGAUUCUGGUCUUGAUCAAGCUUUUAUUGACGCUUUACCUGUUUUUCACUACAAAGAGAUUGUUGGUAGUGGUAAUGGUGCUGCUCAAGAGCCAUUCGAUUGCGCGGUUUGUCUCUGUGAGUUUUCUGAGAAAGAUAAGCUUAGAUUGUUGCCAAUGUGUAGUCAUGCUUUUCAUUUGAACUGUAUUGAUACUUGGCUUCAGUCAAAUUCGACUUGUCCUCUUUGUCGUGGCACUCUCUUUUCCCCUGGUUUCUCAAUGGAGAACCCGAUGUUUGAUUUCGAUGAUAUAAGAGAAGAUGAAGAGGGUGUAACCGAGAAUGGAAGCCAGAAAACUAUGGAGAUCCAAGAAAUCGUUGUGGAGAAAGGAGUUUUACCGGUGAGAUUGGGGAAAUUUAAGAGGCUAGACAAUGUUGGUAAUGGUCAGGGUCAGGAUGUUGUUGCUGGAGGAGAGACUAGUAGCAGUAAUUUGGAUGCAAGAAGAUGUUUCUCAAUGGGUUCGUAUCAGUAUAUACUCGGUAACUCUGAACUUAAAGUCCCGUUUGCCAACGAUAGACUGCCGCGUUUGAAACCUCAGGACAAAGAAUCUGAGCAGACAGGGAAUUCAUCAUCAGAAGACAACAAAAAGAUCAAUAGUGUGGCUAAAGGCGAGAGCUUUUCGGUUUCGAAGAUUUGGUUGUGGCCCAAGAAAGAUAAAUUCUCUUCAGAUGCUCAAAGAAGGUUGCCUUCUUCAUCACUUAACGUUGAUGAUCUUCCGAAACUUCCAUGGAUGGAAGAACAUAAGAAGCUGGAGAACGACGAAAGGUAGUAUCUUUUGCUCAUUUUUCAAUCAAAAUGAUCGAUACUU